CAUAGCUUAGAGAGCUAGAUGGCUUAGAAAAAAAUGGUUUUGUAAAAACUUUAUAAAUGCAAUGUCAUUUAAAUCUUCUUCGAAAGGUUCUGUACGCUUCUCGCCCCAGCAGCCGACUGUCAUAUCUUUUGUACCGAAAAGACGAAGUAACAUUACAACAACAGGGAUGAUUAAAAAGUGGAAGGUGUCACCUGUUUCGUCACGGACGAAGACAAGUAGUGAUGACAGGCAACAGAAAGAGAUACAAGCGCAAGCUAAAAGUGGUUAUCUUCAAAAAGGAUCAAAUGGAGUUCGUGUAAGGGCACAAAGUGAUAAUCAUCAACCAACGAUACAUACUACAUCAAUUAUAAAAUCAAAAGAUGACAGCACACCAGAGUCGAACAAAGCAAGUGCACGGCCCCGCAAGCCACGGCGUCACACAACAGGUGGAAGUAAACAAACAGCCGAAGAUAUACGACGGGCAAAGGAACUGGCAGCAGCUAUGAACGGAGACACCAUCGUCAACGAAAUUGAUCAAGAAAUUGAUCCAAACAGUACAUUAGGAAGAAAACAGUUAAUUGCAAUGCUGAAACAGAGAUACGGUCCUGAAAUUGAACAAUUCAGGACUACGGAGCAAAUCAGUGAAAAAGAACGAGCUAGAAGAGAACGUCAACGAGAAAGAGAUAUGAGACACGAAAAACGUACAACACAAGACAAUCGUGAGUUAUAUCACCAUAAUGGCGUCCACCACUCGCCGGCGAUUACAAGCAAACGGGAUAUUCACUACAAAGCAGGUAUACAAUCACGUAGUGAAAGUGAUUGUUCUGAAGAUCUUAGUUAUCCAUCUUCUCCGAGUGUCUCCCGCGCUGUCAUAACAAAGUCGGCAACAACAACACGUCAGUCGCCACGACGGUCUAAUUCUGACGAUGAAGUUGGAAGAAAUGAUCCACGAUAUAUGUUAGAUCGUCAACAAGCAAUGAAACAAAGUCAAAAAGAUGUGGUGUUUUUGCAACUUCGAGAUGAAGUUAAACGAGUCAAUUUACCAGCCUCUGGUAAUUCACUGGAAACAAUUAAAGCGUUGUUUGUAAACUCGUUUCCUGGCAAGCUAGCUACGUCACAUUUUGAUGAAGGUUUUAAAUCAAUUUACAUAAAGGAUAUGGACACUGGUGUCUAUUAUCAACUAGAGAAUAUAAGCGAGGUUGUUAAUCGGUCGUUCCUUAAAAUACAAGAGCAUGACAUUAUCUCGGACUCUCGAUCAGAAGCCAGCGCAUACGCGUACAGAACACAGACUUUACCUACAAAAGGAAGAGAUAAAGAAUACGCUGAAUCACUGCAAGACUAUCAGUUAACUGCACCAAGAAUCCGAAGAGAUACUUCUGGUUCAUCUCUGAAAUCUGACAACGAGGUCACACGUCCGACUCAUAGAAUUGAUCCUGUCCCUGAUAUGGUCGUGGAAGGUAACCGAAUGGGAGUCGUGAACACGAAUGGUACCUACACACAAGUAAAGCAUAUUCCACCAAAGAAAAUUGAUUAUGUCCCGGCCCAAUCUAUGACUGUACAAGAUCAACUUGAAGACUUAAGCGAACUUCUACGUACAGCUUUGAGCGAAGAAGAUAAACACCACGCUGCAGUACUGCAAGAAUGUGUGGACAUUAAGAAUCCUGGCAAGAUUAACCAAAAUUUAAUUGAUAACUUGCAGCAUACAACAGAAAACAUUGCAAGGAAGUCUUCUCAUCCGAAAUAUUUUCAACCAACAGCCAUCAUUAUGGCGCAACAAGAAAGUGAUCGAAACACCCCAACUUCAGACAACACUCCCCCCGGUUCAGCUAAAACAACUAUUGCCAGAUCUGCAGUCAAGGUGACUGUAAAUGGACGAAAACAAGAACCCAAAUAUACUGAAAUAAGACCAGCAAUCAAUAACACUUUACAGACCAAUGGCCCACAGGUUACAGAAGGAUUCAUUUCUCCGGCAAAGCGCCAACACUACUUGGAAUACUCAAAUACAAUGCCAAAAGAAAAGAAUGCUGAUAUUAAAUCAGUAGGUAUUAAAACAAAGACAGCAAACCUGUCAGCAAGUACACCAGGAAAUAAUUAUGAAACAGUAGAACUUAAAAGUAAUCAGUCUGAUAUGCCAGAAGGUUACUCAGAACAAAUUGCACAUGAUUUGUUGAGCCAAUUAGUGGACUUAGAAGAGGAGGUUAAAGCACAAUCAACACGUACCUCAAGUCGAGGAUCUUCAUUACAAAGUAGUAGGCGAAACUCAAAUACAAGUACUGAGAGCAAGUCAAGUAUAACUGUCACAAAUUCAAUGAAGCAUAACAUGAAUGAACCAAUUGAAGAAGACAUGCAUCGCACACGUGUAGCAUCUAUGCCAGUUCACCACCAUCAACCCAUCCCCACAACUCAUCAGCAGCACAGAGGUACUUCCUUAAGCUCGGAUGACUCCUCACCUGUGUAUGCCACAGUCAACAAAGUUGUACGCGAAGUACCAACGCAUUCACACACCGUUACUACGUUCAAUGCCUCCAUGGAUAGCACAGAUGGAGAUGUAUUCGUAGACACCGCGCGGAGCAGUACCCCAUCUAGAAAAAAAACCGGCGACACAUGGAAACCGCCAUCAGUAACAACGCCUGAUUUCUUUGAAUUGGAGUCGACUGCUAGAAUUGUACAAAAUAAACUUAAAGUUUUAAAAAGUGAUUUGCAAAGUCUUCGUAAAUUCCAAGCAGAUAACGCAAGAAACUUUAAAGCAGACCUUCAAAAGAAGUUAUUGGAAUUUCGGAAGAAAGCAGCUAGAGUUGAUGAACACCUGCAACAGAAAUUGGACUUAAACAAUAACUUCAUUUUUGCAAAAGAACACCCAGUUCGUGAAAGAAGACAUCGCCUUACUACUGAUCAGCUAGAAUAUGGAAAUAAAAUGACUGAUACAGAAUCACGCCUACAAUCGCUAGAAGGAAGUAUGGAAAUGAUUCGAAUAGAUGUUGUCAACAAGAAAAGAGUAGAUGAUCCAGAACUACUCGAAAAUAUGCAUGAUGAACUGACUACCGUGACAAAAGGACUAGCUGAAAUUAAAAAUCGAUACCAUGGACUACAUGACAUGCUUAAAGUCGUUAUGGCUGCCGAAAGUGAUAUUAUUAAAAAAGAGGAAAUCUUUUUAAAAGAAGAACCAGACAAGCUGGAGAAAUUGAUCGUUCGAUGUAAAGCAUUGUCUGAAACGUUAUUCACACUACAAAAGUUGGCGUCCGUCCAAGGUGUUUCUCCAGUCAGUCCAACACAGCAAAAGUCGUUUAGUUUCAACACAGAGAAAAGUCACGGUCUCAAAGACAGCCAUAAUCAUAACAUCAACAACAACAAUCACAACAGUAAUCACGAUACGGUGCAUAAUAAGAGUUACCUUGGUUACGGAGGAGAAACCAUUCCAGUCAGAGAAUCAAGCCUGCGAUACCCGAACGUCAAACAUCAUCGUUAAGAAAUAUUUAUAAAGCAAAUCUGCUAUUGUUAGAAAUAACGUAAUGUUUUUAUUAGAAGCGACGGUGUUUUAGUUUAACCGGAUAAACAGUUUGAUGACUGAACACAAUACUUGAGGUUUAGUUUACUUGAGGCUUUCCAGCAGGUUUUCCAGUUCGAAAUUGUCUUUUUAGCCACAUACUAAGCUUUGGUUCUUCAGAUAUUCGAGGUAGUGCGCAAUUAGCAUUUGACGCCCAGUAUGUUUAACAAGAAUAUCUUGUAUUUUUUUUUACAGAAAUGUCUUCCGGAGCAGCAGCAAACGCCCUCCCCAGCUCGAAAAAAAAGGUCCGGAAGCCUUGGGCUGUUUGCUACGGCACUGAUAUUGACUUUUGUUAUUGGCAGCAGAAUUUUCAAAACUAAUUUCAUUAUUUUGCAUAUAUUUUUUUGAGAGAUGUUUCCGACCAGUUAAUGUGUAUGUAAGUAAGGAUAACAGUCAGCCUAUUUUUUGGUUGUAAAAAUAAAUUCUUCUUUUUUUUCCUUUUUUAUAAAUAUAAUUAAAUUUUAGAAAUAGAAGAACACUGUAAAUAAAUGACGAA
Molecule: messenger RNA, 4019 nt
Organism: Hydractinia symbiolongicarpus
Lineage: Eukaryota; Metazoa; Cnidaria; Hydrozoa; Anthoathecata; Hydractiniidae
Exons: 16
Coding region: 62-3445 (1127 amino acids)
Cellular component (GO): cytoplasm
Source: RefSeq, a predicted model, not a curated record